Molecule: messenger RNA, 2454 nt
Organism: Pieris macdunnoughi
Lineage: Eukaryota; Metazoa; Arthropoda; Insecta; Lepidoptera; Pieridae
Source: the annotation of a GenBank genome assembly
AUGAUAAUUCUAAUGGCUAAAGCAAGACGUCGCACCAGUCCCUAUGACGAACUGUUCGUGCCUCUAAACACCAAGGGUGAGCUCUACGAAGUGUGCCCCGAAGAGUUGUCACCUGCGGAAUGGGAGGACGCCACAGACUCAACCCCGCCGGUAGAAGUGUCAGCUAGAGCGCACAGAAUGCCGCAUUUGCUUAGUCUAUGGCGACUUCCCACCAGAGUUAGGCUGCUGGCCGGCACAGUUCCUAUUGAGAUGGCGCAUGAUGUUGGAGAUGAUCUUCUGUUACGAGAAGCUGUCACUGAACCAGUUUUAGUCAUGUGCACUCUCCCCGAUUACAACUCGCAACCCAAUAUCAACAAGCAAGUCGACCCUAGGUAUCAUGCCAAGGAGACCUUCCAGCUCCUCCCACUUAACAGCAGUAUUAAGGUCCGUCGCACCCAACUCGGCUUUGAAAGUGAGAAGAGAAUGUUCCUAUCCGCGCGCCUCCAAAAAGCUCUCACCUUCUGUCAACUAAAUGUUGACAACUGGAUAAGACAGAUCUCAUACGCAAACUCAACUGUCGUCAGCAAAGCGAAAACGGCUACAGAUCUCAUGAAAGAAGACCACGAACCGGUGAAGUUCGAAAAGGAAAGAAAAUUUACGCUACAAGGUCUAAAAAUUGAUACGUCACGGCUCUUCGGAAAAAGUGAAAAAGUACUGAAGGAUAUCCCAGACGAAACUGAAGGGUCCAUUAUUUUUCUUAGUAAGAACGAACUCGAACAUAUGAAUUACGACGUCUACAGUGACGACGAGGGUAAAGACGAUAAGCACGAUGAUAAAAUUGAACAUGAAGAGUUUUCACAUGAAAAAUCUAAUGGUGACAGAGAAGAUUCCACUCAUAAGAAAAGUAAAUGGUUUAAAAACUUAAAAUUAUUAAAGAGCACGGAUAAACUAGAUGAUAAGUUAACUGCAAUAGAGAAUUCUGAAAGACAUAAGGAUAUCAAAGAUCCUUUCGAUCCUUUAGGUGAAAAACAUAGUUCAAUUGAGAGAUACCAAGACAUGGCGAAACUAAUCGAAGAUAGAUUUGGUGUGUUUAGAAAAAAUGAUGGUACAGCAGAGAAGAGCCAUUCGUAUAAAAGUUUGACUACUUCUUCGUCUGAAAUGGGAACUAGCCAAUGUAGUUCGAGUCACAAGAAACCAGUACUAACUAAAUCAGUGUCCGUGCAAACUGGUAUGCCCGACAGCCCGUGCACAGAAGAAGACAGUGGCAUCGACAUGAAACAUGGCCGAAAAAAUUUAAGCGUAGAUCAAAUUAACUAUUGUGGCUCCAUGGAAAGUAGCUCUAGUUCGGGCAGAAAACUGAAAUCGUUGGAUGAGAACAUGCUCAAGAAGUCAUCAGCUACAAAGUCAUCUACACAUUUGGAGAGGCGACAAAGGAUACAGCCGGAUUUGAUUCCCGAAAAGGCUAUUGCUAAAUCGGAGUCAUACAAUCAAAUCCAGAGUUGUGAGGAAAUAAAUAUGUUUAGUGCUGGGUCGGUAUACAAUGAUAGCGAGUUCGAGGUGAAUUCCAAACAACAUUCUUUUAUAACCGAAAAGUUGUGUUCAGAAUUUCAUGUUAAAACCAAACGAGUUCUGAGUAAAUCCACUUCAAACUUACUUCAUCCUAAAAAACCGAAUGACAAGAAAGAAGGUGGUAACAGCAAUAGUAUGCCAACCAAAACCGAACGAACCGACGAAAAAUCAGUUAACUUUAGAAAAAAGAUUGACAAGCCUCGUGCCCCAACACCGCGAUCAGAAAUAGAUGAAGACCUAUCCGCAGUCAACAUUUCAGAAGAAGAACCACAGAUCCAAAAGAAAGUGCGGCGUUCGAUAUCUUCAAUCCAAAAGAGAAAACUACCUGUGAUAGAAGAUUUACCGUACGGACAAGUAGCAGACGCGGUCGAAAUAGAAGAAGAAAAAAUAGAAACAGAUUCCAACUCGGACAACAUUUAUGCGGAAAUCUGCUCUCCACCAAUCAAAACAAAUGACGACGACUACGACUCGAAUGAUGUCUUAGCAAAUGACCCUGUUAUCUGUAUCGUUAAAAAGGAAGUCAUCACUCGCAACGAUGAAAGAGCGAGACAGAUGAUCGAAAACCAAGACAAUGCUUUUCGUCACAUUGAAGUAGUAGUAAUAGAGAAGACCACGAACUUCGACUUGGACGAUUCCAGCCUCGCGUCCAGCGAUUUUGACGAGACGGGAAGCAAGAACGACGUCUCGAUAAUAGAUUCUUGGGAGCGUGAUAACGUAAAAGUCGAACCAAAACAUGCUAUUAGGUUAGAAAUCACCAGCAAUAUGGAUGACUAUCCGGAGAGCCAUAAUCAAAGCUUAGAUAGGACAGAGAUACAUUUAGGUAAAGAUAAUGUGAUUAGUUUUAGUAACAGUAUCCAUUUAAAUGGUACAUAUCCCAACGAGGCCAUUUAUGAUACUUUAAAAUAA